UUCUCUGUAUGAAAUCCUGCAACAUUCGUUCCCAUUAUUUAAGUGUUAUAUUGGCUGUGGCUCAGUGAUACCCUCCCUAAACGCCGCUAUUUCUCAGGCGCUACAUCUUUAUCUAGACGGAGAGAAUGGGUGCGUUAUAGCGGUGCGUUAUAGCGGUGCGUCUUGGGACGUCCGCGUCUUGUUGAGUCCUAGCUGUUCUACUGCACCAAACCAGGAGAGGAGAGCUUUCUUUAUUAACGUUGUGUUUCUGCUGAUGCGGCAAAACUGCAGUGCAGAGCAGAGCGGAGCCGGGAAGGGAAAUGGUUGUGUGUCCUCUCUCUGUCUCUCUCUCUCUCUCUCUCUCUCUCUCUCUCUCUCUCUCUCUCUCUCUCUCUCUCUCUCUCUCUCUGCCCCACUAACGUGUUCAGCUCAAACCCUCUCACUCACACCAUCUUCAUUUCACGACCACGCCGCUGGAGAGCGCAGCCACGCGUGACGGUCAAAAAGACCCAAGUGGGAACUACUAGUCGGUGUUGUCGUCCGUUGGAGAGGAGCUCGAGUUAACGACUUUUAUUUCUUUCGUAUUAUAUUUCAUUCUCUCUAUUCCUCGUUCGUACCGUUUCUUCAGCAUGGUUUUAAAUUGCCUGUCAAGAGAUUUACGCUGCUUCCCGAGGCGGUUCAGAGCCGUUCGGUACGUCAAAAAGGUCGCCCUAGUCGACAUUGGAAGCAAAUAACACGGGAAUAACGUGGAUAAUAUUAACGGUCUGCUCCAGGCGACAUUAGAAGCCAAUAACACUGGAAAAACGUGGAUGAUAUUAACGGUCCGCUCCAGUCGACGUUAGAAGCCAUUAACACUGGAAUAACGUGGAUGAUAUUAACGAAGACAGUACAGUCAGUCUAUGACUAUUUCACCGAAGCUCGUACUGUACAGUGCAGUAAAGUGAUAUCCACUACCUUUAAAACAAAACCGGGACUGCAAAGUUGUAGCCGUGGCUGGCUGGGUCUACCACCACCACCACCACCACCACCAAACGGAAAUCCAGGUGGAAGACGAAGGAGGAGGAGAAGAAGGAAUGGAGGACUACUCGGAGAGAGGAGCAAAGGAGCCUUAAAGGGAGCGACGCUUGGCGAGCUAACCCUCUGUCUGCCUGGCCCGGGUGAAUGCAAGGGGGAUUUCUAUCAGACAGAAGAGAGAGAGAGAGAGAGAGAAGAGAGAGAGAGAGAGAGAGAGAGAGAGAGAGGAAAUCUGAGGCGUGCAGUGAGAGCUACUGGAUGCCUGGCCCCCCCUCCUCACCGGGCUGAGCCGAGCAUCUCCUGCCGCAUAGCGCUGCGCUGAGCCCGGGCAACAACGCCAGGAUGACUGUGGUGGCCGGAGAUAACAUGGAUGAGACGUCCACCCUGCCGGGACACCUGCAGGACACCUACCCACCUGACCACAAUGACCACGAGUGCUGCGAGAGGGUUGUCAUUAAUAUCUCGGGUUUGCGCUUCGAGACCCAGUUAAAAACACUGAGCCAGUUCCCUGAGACGUUACUUGGUAACCCCAAAAAAAGAAUGCGUUACUUCGAUCCGCUUAGAAACGAGUACUUUUUUGACCGGAACCGGCCUAGUUUUGACGCUAUUCUAUAUUACUAUCAGUCCGGUGGACGGUUGAGGAGACCCGUUAACGUUCCUCUGGAUAUGUUCUCCGAGGAAAUCAAGUUUUACGAGCUCGGAGCAGAGGCAAUGGAGAAGUUUAGAGAAGACGAGGGUUUUAUUAGAGAAGAGGAAAAACCUUUACCAGAAAAAGAGUUUCAACGACAGGUCUGGCUACUGUUUGAAUACCCGGAGAGUUCGGGACCAGCCAGAGGGAUUGCUAUCGUAUCUGUAAUGGUUAUCUUAAUUUCAAUAGUCAUAUUCUGUUUGGAAACGCUGCCAGAACUCAAAGAGGACCCCAGGGGUAGGAUGGAAACUGUAGGCAACGUGACAUUCUAUUAUAAACCAAAUAUUCUCACAGAUCCUUUCUUUAUAGUGGAGACACUGUGUAUUAUCUGGUUCUCCUUCGAGUUGAUAGUACGGUUCUUCGCCUGUCCUAGUAAGGCAGCUUUCUUUAAAAACAUGAUGAAUACUAUAGACAUAGUAGCUAUCAUACCCUACUUCAUCACGCUGGGUACCGAGCUGGCGGAGGACCAGGAAGGGAAGGAGAAACCAAGCGAACAAGCUGCGUCUCUGGCCAUCCUCAGGGUCAUCCGACUGGUCCGGGUGUUUAGGAUCUUCAAGUUGUCCAGACACUCCAAGGGGCUUCAGAUAUUAGGACAAACACUCAAAGCAAGUAUGAGAGAAUUGGGUCUGCUCAUUUUCUUCCUCUUCAUCGGAGUCAUCCUCUUCUCCAGCGCUGUCUAUUUCGCCGAAGCGGAAGAGAAGGAAUCUUUCUUCACGAGCAUCCCCGACGCCUUCUGGUGGGCCGUGGUCUCCAUGACGACGGUGGGCUACGGGGACAUGUACCCGGUGACCAUCGGUGGAAAGAUAGUGGGUUCGCUCUGUGCCAUCGCCGGAGUGUUGACCAUCGCGUUACCGGUUCCCGUGAUCGUGUCCAAUUUUAACUAUUUCUAUCACCGGGAGACGGAGGGAGAAGAGCAAGCGCAGCUUCUUAACGUCAGCAACCAGGACCUGAACUCAGACAGCAACUCGUCGCGUCGCAGCUCCAACUCUAUCGCCAGCAAGUCAGAAUACAUGGAGAUAGACGAGGGAAUCAACAAUAGUAUUGAUAACUUCAGGGACGCGAAUCUCAGAACUUCUAACUGUACUACUGUCCUCAACCAGAACUGUGUGAAUAAGGGCAAGCUGCUGACUGACGUGUAGAAAUAUUUAGACAUCAAUUCUAUAUGGCAGCAAUAGACAUCAUGAGGAUAUAAUGAGGACACACGCCGUUCGUUGUAAAUAUUGUUUUAAGACAUUUUUUUUGUUUCUUCUCCGGAAUGCUUGAUUUUAACUUCGUUAAAUGCGUUUUUUGCAUUGCGUUAAUUACAUUUGAAUGAAUAGAGAGAAAACUAUUUCACCAAAAGAGGAUAAAUAUUUAAAAAAAAUAAAAAGUUUGUUUGACAUCAAAAUGGGAACGAUAAGGAUUAUAAUAACAUAUAUUAUCUUUAUGUUCCUAUCGUGACGGAGAUCACCUGGAACACACCUGCAUCUGAAAUAUGAAACGGGUUUUGCAUGGAUAAUGGAUAAUGGAUCAUGGAUAAUGGAUAAUGGAUAAUGAUAAUGGAUAAUGGAUAAUGGAUCAUGGAUCAUGGAUCAUGGAUCAUGGAUAAUGGAUUACAGUGGAACUUGGAGGAGGGCGAGUUGCGUAAUGCAACUGCAUCUGCUGAAGAAAGAGAAAAGGAAUAUGGAAUCUCAGCUCUCAGCCCGAAACGCAAACCCAACAAAGCAUCUGCAGUCAGAUAGAGAGAGAGAGAGAAAGAGAGAGAGAGAGUGAGAGAGAGAGAGAGAGAGAAAGAGAGAGUGAGAG
Molecule: messenger RNA, 3466 nt
Organism: Salmo salar (Atlantic salmon)
Lineage: Eukaryota; Metazoa; Chordata; Actinopteri; Salmoniformes; Salmonidae
Source: RefSeq, a predicted model, not a curated record